CCUCACGUCCUCAUCGAAAAGUGGUGCUGCUGCCGAGUUUGGGCUGCUGUCCUCUGUGGGGAUUUUGUGGUGAAUUUCAAAGCCGUAAACAUGGUAUUCGAGAGGAAAAUGCUCACGUACGGCGACCCCGACGACGAGGAGGAAGAUGCGCCUGCUGAGGAGGAAGAGGAGGAGGAAGAAGAGGAAGACAUGGUGGACCCUAUAGAAACGAUACGAGCCAAAUGUGAGCAGACUGAACACUGUGUGCACUACAAGGAGCGUUUGGAAGCCUGCGAAGCCAGAGUCAGCUCCCGGUCCAACACUGAGGAGGACUGCACAGAAGAGCUCUUUGACUUCCUGCACGCUCGGGACCACUGUGUGGCACACAAGCUUUUCCACAAUGUGAAAUGAUGUGCCAGCCCAGUUCCCACUAUUUGCAGCUGUAGAAGCUAUUCAACUGCAAAAACUGUAAAAUAAUCAGGACAGUUCUGAAGUAUUUUGUUGUUCUCCUAUGUAUUAAUGUAAAAUAAUUUUCUGGGGUUCCUAGACUAAAAACAUAGCACUCUUUCUAUAGACAGUCAAUACUUGUAGACAAGGUCAGAAACAGUUUAUAAGUUAUGAAUCACUGCUUGUAUGGGUGAUGGGGCGCAUCCGUUUUAAAAGGUUGUGCAAAGAAGGGCUCUGACUAUCAUUCAUAAUGUGGUCACUUCAUAUGCAAAAGCCAAUGUGCUGCUCCAGUAAUGGAGGGUUUACCUCAGGUUUGGCCAGGGACUUAUCUUUUCUGACCAGAAAAUAAAGGUUUUCCUUUGGUUUCCA
Molecule: messenger RNA, 795 nt
Organism: Toxotes jaculatrix (banded archerfish)
Lineage: Eukaryota; Metazoa; Chordata; Actinopteri; Toxotidae
Product: cytochrome b-c1 complex subunit 6, mitochondrial-like
Exons: 4
Coding region: 91-390 (99 amino acids)
Biological process (GO): mitochondrial electron transport, ubiquinol to cytochrome c
Source: RefSeq, a predicted model, not a curated record